Molecule: messenger RNA, 840 nt
Organism: Rotaria socialis
Lineage: Eukaryota; Metazoa; Rotifera; Eurotatoria; Philodinida; Philodinidae
Source: the annotation of a GenBank genome assembly
AUGUGGCGAUUCAAGUUAAAAUCUACGUACACAUGUAUGAUAUGUGGAAUUAUUGUUAUUACGAGCAUAUUUUCAAACUUUUACUGCUACAAGACAGCAUCACUAGUAAUAAGGAUUAAUCAUGACGGUAGAUUACCCGUAGCAUAUAUAAUUACGGUUCCCGGCUAUGACCAACGAGUAACAAGUGUGAUUGAUGCUUUUAAACAGUAUGCUCAAAUCGAUCUUCGACGUUUCAAUGGCAUUCGAUUUUCUUAUGAAUCUCAUGUGAAAAAUGGAUCUCUAACAGUCGGAGAGCAGAGUCUAAGAGCGACAAUGACAAAGUUCUUCAAUAUGAUUAUUCGCAAGAAUUAUGAAAAGGUUUUUGUGUUUGAAGAUGAUGCAAUUCCGCAUCGUAAUUUUACCGUAUUGUUUAAACAGUUGCCUUCUCGUUGCCUGGAAGCCGAUGUUCUAUUGUUAGGAGCUACUAUAUGGCAUUCAAAGCAUACUGAUUGGCCUAGCGAAGCAUGUUUUGAUGCAGAUCGGGCUACAUUCGGUGCAUUUGCUCUCUUACUAAGAAGAAAAUCCUAUCGUCCGAUUCUUCACUGGUUAAAAUUUGGUAAACCAAAACCGUAUGAUCACGUUUAUCGCUACUUACAACAACAAAAACUUACUGUUCGAGUAGCAUUCCCUCCUUUUCUAGUAAUUCCAGAUGUUUCGCAUCUAUCUUUAAUCAAUAAUAAUCGAAGUGGUAUUCAAUUCGAUACGGAAAAACGAGCGGAACAGCAUCUUUGGCAUUUGAAAGACUAUCCAAUGACUCGGAUACCGAUUCAUUCCAUGAAGACCAAUCGAAGAAAAGAGUGA